AUGGCAGUUAUAUUGUUAAUUCUCAUCGAAAUGGAAUUCAAGCAACUAUCUAAAGAACUGGCUCUUGUAAGAAGAAAUGAUGGCAAUACCUAUUCGAAAUUGAAAGAUGUGAUGAUUCGUCACGAAAGUCUAUGGAAGUUCGUCAAUCAGUUCAAUACGAAAUUCAGUCAUCUUAGUAUGAUUACUUAUUUUGCUAUGACUUCGACUACGAGUUUUCUCUUUUACAUGUUCUUACACACGGAUGCAGCCGACAUAAUUCGUGUUGGAUUUCUAAUAAUGCUUAUUUUCUUUACUUUCACAUGCAUUAUUACUGCUUGUCAAUUGUGCUGUUUUGCCUUCACGAUGCAGAAUGCCUUUCAGGACAUCCGACAAUUUGCUGUAUGCGGUUUACGUAUAGAAAAAAAAUUAAAAGUAAUAGGCAGCGUUUACAUAUAUAGUGAAAAAACUAUAUUUGGAUUUCAAAAGUCUCUACACAUCGAAGAAUUUCCUGUGAUAGAUAAAAUAUACGAAUUCGUGAACAAGAUGAGUUGGAAACGAACAGUCAACGUAUUUCUCAGAUCAAAUUUAAUUUUUGAUUAUUUUUCGAAUGGAAAGAAACUUAAAGAAUAUUGCAAUGUCUUAAAAGAAAUAUCUGAAAAAAUACUAUUGAAAAAUUUACGUUCCACUGAAGAUAAUCGUGAUGUUAAAUAUGAUGAUUUGGAUAACGAAAGUACAACGUUUAUCGAUAUAUUAAGUCGAAAUUUAAAACUGAAAAAGUAUAUACCUGACGAAGUUCAUCAGAAUUUCUCCGCACUUACAUCUGCUGCUUAUACUACAUUAUCGAAAACAAUAUGCUGGUGUUUGUACGAAGUUGGAAAAAAUCCUGAAAUUCUGGCAAAAAUACAGGAUGAAUUAGAUUCUAUACUCGAAGAUGUCAAUUCUCCUAUUCGAAAAGAAGAGUUGCAAAAAAUGGAAUAUUUAGAAUGUGUCAUUAAUGAAACAAUGAGAAUGUAUCCAGCAGUUCCUAUAACGGCUAGAUUAUCGGAAGAAGAAAUAUCUGUUGGCAACCAGAUUUUUCCUUCAAAUUGUAAUUUUCUGAUAUCGAUUUAUCAUCUUCAGCGAAAUUCAAGAUAUUUCCCUAAUCCGAACAAAUUCGAUCCACUUCGAUUUCUUCCAUCAAAUUCAGCAAAUAGGCAUCCUUAUUGCUUUAUACCAUUUUCAGCUGGGAGAAGGAAUUGCAUUGGUAAUCGUUACGGAAUGUUGGUGAUGAAAAUCUUUCUAGCAAUCGUCUUCAGACAUUUAAACGUUGAAUCAAUAGGAAAAGUUAAACCAAAAAUUAUGGGAAUAGCUUUGGAGUCGAAUGUACCAUUCCGUUUCAGAAUAAAAAGCAGAUGUUAA
This is a messenger RNA of Centruroides sculpturatus (bark scorpion), 1377 nucleotides long. RefSeq names its product cytochrome P450 4C1-like. The coding region runs from base 1 to 1377 and encodes 458 amino acids. The transcript is spliced from 9 exons. Gene Ontology annotation, molecular function: oxidoreductase activity, acting on paired donors, with incorporation or reduction of molecular oxygen; iron ion binding; monooxygenase activity. Lineage: Eukaryota; Metazoa; Arthropoda; Arachnida; Scorpiones; Buthidae. The record is from RefSeq and is a predicted model, not a curated record.